This is a messenger RNA of Lytechinus variegatus (green sea urchin), 1727 nucleotides long. Its product is annotated as serine/arginine repetitive matrix protein 5-like. The record is from RefSeq and is a predicted model, not a curated record. Gene Ontology annotation, molecular function: ubiquitin binding. The transcript has 9 exons. NCBI's taxonomy places the organism in Eukaryota, Metazoa, Echinodermata, Echinoidea, Temnopleuroida, Toxopneustidae. The coding region runs from base 82 to 1608 and encodes 508 amino acids.
AAACAACACACUUGACUUGUUAUCAAUAUCAUCUUGGGGAAAACCAAAUGUCUAUUUUAAGAUAUUUUUAUUUCUUCAGUCAUGAGUGUUUCGUAUACGGUGGGUGGGAAGUCCCUAACUCACUCGAGGCAAAGGAAGGGGGUAGCAGAUCGAGAGAAAGACGAGAAAAACAGAGCUAAAACUUCAACAUUAUCGUCAACAAAAUCGCCAGCAACUAUUCAGGAAUUUCAGCGGCAACGGGGUCGGGGAGGCAAGCGCAACUCGACGGGAGAGGAGCCCGGAAAUCGUCGUAAGGCUGGAUCUGGGACAGGAUCUGGCGCUCAGCAAGGAGCUGUGGCUACAGUCGGCAAACCUCAUGAAACUUCGAGUGGCUCCGCCAUUGUCACGCUUUCUGACUUGAAUAAUCGACAAAGAAAAAAUAAAACUCAGAGUGAUAUUGAUUCAUCAUCACCCCAUGGGCCCCACAAGAGCAGCAAUAAAACAGCAUGUGUACUAUAUGUAGGGAGCAGUCGCGCAUGCCCCAGACUGUGGUACAUUUUACCACAAGCAAGAACUGGCGGAAGAAAAUUAGGUUGUAUUUCUGAUUCGCAAAACUUUAACAUUAAGUCUCAUCAAUUUCAUGGACAAAUGCUAGACAAACCAUUGCUACCAUCUUCAAUUUCAACUCUUGUACCUAAUAGUACUAGAUCUAGUAGAAGUACACACCAGAACAAAACUAGGCCUACCUCAAAAUCAAAUCAAUUACCGAGUGAUGUGAGUAGGACUUCAACAAAUUCAAUCAAUUUGAAAACAGGGACAAGCAAUAAAAAUAGAUCAACGUCGGUGAGAGGAAGAGGAUUGAAAGAUAGGGGUUCAUCUAGUGUUGGAACAAUGGCAUACAACAACGGCAGAUACACAUCCAGCAGUGGUUUGUACUCCCCUAACUCUGGGCAAGUUGGCCAAGCUCGUUCAGGUGCGCGUGCGGAUGACGACGGGCAUCAACAGCAGGCCCCUGGAACGUCAUCAUCUCAGGGGAGCUCCCAGCAACCACAGCCUCAGACGGAAAGCACUGCAUCAAGUUACCGUGUAAUUCCACCAAAUUCUAGCAAGAGGCAGCAGAUGCUGACCAAAUCUUCGCAAGAAUUAAAGGCACUAGAAGAUUACAGGGCUUCCAAGAAACCAGCCUAUGUAUCAGGAGAAGCUCAGAGUACAGGAGGAAGUAAAAGCCUAGAGGAAGCAAGAUUGGCAAUGGAAAGGCAACACCGAAACAAGAAAUAUGAACAAAUUCUAAAGAAAGAACAACGAGAUGAAGAAAAGAGGGAAAGAGAAAGGAAGGAAUAUGAAGAGAAGAAAGCCAGAGCUCGUAAAACGGCCGAAGAAAAUGAACGCAGGAGAAAGGAGAGAGAAGAAAGGGUCUUGAAAGAUGACCAUUCCAGAAUUAAUGAAACAUUCCUGAGAAAGCUAGAGACAGGAGCAAAACUAGAACAGAGUCAAACAUCAGUUUCGCAAAGUCCAGAGCUUCAAAGGCUACUGGAGAUGUUUCCAAACAAGAAGCCUUCCAAGCUUCAGGAACUGCUUAGCUUGACAGACAAUGAUGUGGAGAAAGUCAUAGAACUCCUAUUGGAUUGAAGAUGACAAAGGAUGGUGGAGGAUGUACAAAGGCCUUCCAGGGCUCCAUCUUACAAAGACUUACAAUUGAUCCAAUCAAUCAUAACUCUAUGGAAAUCCAUUAGUGUCAUAAUUUCUUC